Messenger RNA from Pedinophyceae sp. YPF-701, 1146 nucleotides. The record is from the annotation of a GenBank genome assembly. Lineage: Eukaryota; Viridiplantae; Chlorophyta; Pedinophyceae.
AUGGACCCGAAGUCCUACAACUUCAAGGCCGCGUGGCUCGACCCCGUCUCCGGCGUGGAGUGGUCCUUCCUCUUCACAUACCACAGGGAGACUGCCAAGGUCGAACUGUAUGACGUCAAGAACCGCCGGGCCUACCUGAAACCCGCCCUGCUCCCCACGGGCCCCAUCCCGGACGACAGGUUCUUCCUGGGCGCGAAGCUGAUGAUCUUCGGGCGGAGCCUCGAGCUGGUGGACUUCGCGGACGACGAGACCCGGAGCGCGCUCGCCAAGCAACUCGGGCGCACGCUGGCGAUGAUCAAGCCGGACGCCGUGCACCACGCGGGCGAGAUCCUCACGGACAUCACGAAGGCGGGCUUCCGCGUGAAGAACAUGCGCAUGUGCCGGCUCUCGCGCGCCGAGGCCGAGGAGUUCUACUCUGUGCACCGCGGGAAGCCCUUUUACCCGACGCUGGUGGACUACAUGACGUCAGGGCGCAUCGUGGCGCUCGAGCUGCUCCGCGAGGACGCGAUCAAGGCCUGGAGGGACCUCAUUGGGCCCACGGACGCGGCCGCGGCGCGCGAGGAGGCGCCCGCGUCCAUCCGGGCGCGCUUCGGAACGGACAAGACGCGCAACGCGUGCCACGGGAGCGACGCGCCGGAGACGGCGGCGCAGGAGGUGGAGUUCUUCUUCGGGGCCGGGCGUGGCAGCGUGGGCAAGUGCUGCGUGAACGACGGGUCCACGACGCUCGGCAUCAUCAAGCCGCACGCCUUCCUCGACGGCCGCGCCGGCUCCAUCCUCCAGGUCAUCCAGGCGCAGUUCGACGUGACCGCGCUGCAGCUGGUGUCGCUCAACCGCACCGACGCCAGCGAGUUCUACGAGGUAUACCGCGGCGUCGUGCCGCCGGACGAGUUCUCGGACAUGCUCGAGGAGAUCACGUCCGGGCCGUUCCUGGCGCUCGAGGUCGCCCCCGGCGCGGAGGGCGCCGACACCGUGGAGUCGUUCCGGCAGCUGUGCGGGCCGCGGGACCCGGAUUUGGCGCGGCUGCUGCGGCAGGAGACGAUCCGCGCGGUGUUCGGGCAGAGCCGCGCGAAGAACGCAGUGCACUGCACCGACCUCGAGGAGGACGCGGGCCUCGAAGUGCAGUACUUCUUCGAGCUCAUCGUGUAG